Aspergillus bombycis is the source of this 1413-nucleotide messenger RNA. Its product is annotated as FAD dependent oxidoreductase. NCBI's taxonomy places the organism in Eukaryota, Fungi, Ascomycota, Eurotiomycetes, Eurotiales, Aspergillaceae. Gene Ontology annotation, molecular function: oxidoreductase activity. The transcript has a single exon. The record is from RefSeq and is a predicted model, not a curated record. The coding region runs from base 1 to 1413 and encodes 470 amino acids.
AUGUCCCUCUCGUCGUGCGCCCCCUGGAGCGUUCUACGCGCCAUACUGCUCCUAAUAGCUCUCGUCCAUGCCCAAUCACCUUCGGAAGAAGAGUUCACUCCCGAGGACACAAUCACACGCGAUGUGUGCAUCCUCGGCGGCGGUGCCACCGGCGCCUACGCAGCGAUCCGCCUAAAAGACAUGAACAAGAGCAUAGUGGUCGUCGAACGCAACGAGCAGCUCGGCGGGCACGCAGAAACCCUCUACGUCGAAAACGGCGGUCAUGUCGAUUACGGCGUGCAGGGCGUCUUCAACUACAAUGUCUCGAGGGAUUUCUUCAAUCGACUCGGCGUCCAAUGGAAACCGCUGACUCCAGGCUCCCUCAUUAACAAAUACGUCAACUUCAAAACCGGGCAUGAGGUCCCUCCUCCCGCCGGGAUUGUCGACACCGUCGCCGCCCUCCUUGUCUACCGGUCUGCUAUCCAGAAAUUCGACUACCUCAAAGACGGCGUCUACAACCUUCCCGACCCCGUACCGGAGGAGCUCCUCUGGCCGUUUAGCCAGUUCGUCGAGAAAUACAAGUUCGAGGGGGCCUUGAGCGUGAUAUACACCUUCGCCAAUGCGUUAGGCGACAUGCUCGCCACCCCGACGCUAUAUGUGAUCCAAUCAUUCGGUAUCUCCCAUAUAGACAUCUUCCUGCAAGGAGGAUACAUCACGCCGAACAACGGGAUGUACGAAGUCUACCGCAAGGCCAGCGAGGUACUCGACAGGGACGUUCUGUACAACAGCGAAGCCACUCACACCAGGCGUUCCGAUACGGAGGUCCAAAUCAUCACGCAAGACAAGUCAGGGAAGAAAACACUCAUCAAAGCCAAGAAACUCCUCAUCACCAUCCCGCCGAUUCGCGAGAAUCUGAGAGGCUUCGACCUCGUCCCCGAAGAAACAUCCCUCGUCACCAAGCUCUUCUGGAAAACAUACUACGUCGCCGUGCUCAAGAACACGGGCAUCCCCAACGACAUCAACGUCCAGAACGUCGACCCGAACGAGAACCCGGGCAAUCUCCCGCGCGCCCCCUUCCAGUGGGCGCUCCAGGACAUGGGUCCCAAUAACUACCUCGCGAGUAAGAUCGUCGGCGACAUGAACUUCACGGACUCGCAGGCCCGGGACCUCAUUAUUGGGGAUUUGCGCCGCAUGGCGACGGCGGGGACCUUUGCUAUCCGGGAGGACUGGGAGUUGGCGGUGUUUGGGAGCCAUGUUCCGACGUCGUUGAUGGUGGGGGUGGAGGAUAUCCGGGAUGGGUUUUACGGCAGGGUGUAUGGGUUGCAGGGUCAGAGGGCCACGUUUUGGACCGGGUUGACUCUUGUUUCGGAUUAUUCGGCUUUGUUGUGGCAGUAUACGGAUUCUGUUGUUGGGAAGAUGUUUGGGGGGGAGUGA